Messenger RNA from Mesitornis unicolor (brown roatelo), 282 nucleotides. RefSeq names its product C-X-C motif chemokine 13-like. Lineage: Eukaryota; Metazoa; Chordata; Aves; Mesitornithiformes; Mesitornithidae. The transcript has 3 exons. Gene Ontology annotation, biological process: chemokine-mediated signaling pathway; neutrophil chemotaxis; inflammatory response. Gene Ontology annotation, cellular component: extracellular region. Gene Ontology annotation, molecular function: chemokine activity; CXCR chemokine receptor binding. The coding region runs from base 1 to 282 and encodes 93 amino acids. The record is from RefSeq and is a predicted model, not a curated record.
AUGGCGACAUGGGCAGCCCUGCUGCUGGGGGUGCUGCUGGCCACCCAGCGCCCCACGGAUACAGCAAUCCUGGAAGCCAACGGCAACCUGAGCUGCCGCUGCGCCAAGACCACGCGAGCCUUCAUCCCCCCGCGGAAAUACGGCAGCGUCGAGGUCCGCCCCCGGGGGAGCAGCUGCCGGCGCCUGGAGGUGGUGAUUAAGCUAAAAAGCCUGGAGAGGGUUUGCGUGGAUCCCGACGCCCCCUGGGUGAAGAAGCUCCUGCAGGACCUGCCGAACCUGUAA